AUGGAGGAAUACAACACUUACACAACUCCUUUAACAUCUAGAUAUGCUUCUCGUGAAAUGUCUCACUUGUUCUCUCGGGAGAAGCGUAUCAAUACGUGGAGACAGCUUUGGUUGAAUCUUGCUACGGCUGAGCAGAAGCUCGGUUUAAACCAAAUUACUGAUGAAGCUAUUCAACAAUUGAUGGAGCAUGUUCAAAUUACAGCUCCAGAAUUUGAAACUGCCGCUAAAGAAGAGAAGCGUCAAAGACACGACGUUAUGGCCCACAUUUACACUUACGGUUUGGCUGCCCCAGCCGCCGCCGGUAUUAUUCAUUUGGGUGCUACAAGUUGCUUUGUUACUGACAAUGCCGACCUAAUUUUCUUACGUGAUGGUAUGGAUAUCUUGAUCCCCAAAUUAGUGAAUGUCAUCCACCGCCUAAGCCAAUGGAGCAUGCGUUAUAAAGAUGUUCCCACUCUUGGCUUUACCCAUUAUCAACCUGCUCAACUUACUACAGUUGGUAAGCGUGCUACAUUGUGGAUCCAAGAGUUAUUGUGGGACUUGCGUAACUUCGUUCGUGCUAGAAACGACAUUGGCUUCCGAGGCGUAAAAGGUACAACUGGUACCCAGGCUUCUUUCUUGGCUCUCUUCGACGGUGACCAUGACAAGGUUGAAGAACUCGAUGAACUUGUUGCUAAGCUUAGCGGUUUUGACACCGUUUAUCCCGUAACUGGUCAAACUUAUGAUCGCAAGAUUGACAUUGAUGUUCUUCAACCUCUGGCUUCUUUUGCCACUACUGCCCAUAAAAUCGCUACUGACAUUCGUCUUCUCGCCAACUUGAAGGAGGUCGAGGAGCCCUUCGAAGCUGGUCAAAUUGGUAGCUCUGCCAUGGCCUACAAAAGAAAUCCUAUGCGUUGUGAACGCAUUUGCUCACAAGCUCGUUACAUUAUGAAUCUGAUUCCUAAUGCCCUUAAUACUUUUUCCGUUCAAUGGUUCGAGCGCACUCUGGAUGAUAGCUCCAACCGCCGUUCGCUCAUCCCUGAAGCUUUCUUGUUUACUGACAGUGUCAUGAAGAUUCUCUUGAACGUAAUUUCAGGUAUGGUCAUUUAUCCCAAGGUUAUUGAAAAGCAUGUCAAGGCCGAGCUUCCCUUUAUGGCUACUGAGAAUAUUAUCAUGGCCAUGACAAAGCACGGCGCUAGCCGUCAUGAAUGUCAUGAACAAAUUCGUGUCUUGUCUCAUCAAGCAGGCCGCGUUGUAAAGGAAGAAGGUGGUGACAAUGAUUUGAUCGAACGAAUCAAGAAAACGGCUUACUUUGAGCCGAUUCAUAAUGAAUUGGAUUCGUUAUUGGAUGCUUCUACCUUCGUUGGACGCGCUCCUGAACAGACUGAAUCUUUCGUUAACAAACAUGUUGCCAAAGCCCUUGGACCCUUGAAGCAUAUGAUUACUGAAGAAAGGGUUGACCUUGCCGUAUAA
Molecule: messenger RNA, 1449 nt
Organism: Schizosaccharomyces osmophilus
Lineage: Eukaryota; Fungi; Ascomycota; Schizosaccharomycetes; Schizosaccharomycetales; Schizosaccharomycetaceae
Gene: ade8
Product: adenylosuccinate lyase Ade8
Exons: 1
Coding region: 1-1449 (482 amino acids)
Biological process (GO): 'de novo' AMP biosynthetic process
Cellular component (GO): cytosol
Molecular function (GO): (S)-2-(5-amino-1-(5-phospho-D-ribosyl)imidazole-4-carboxamido) succinate lyase (fumarate-forming) activity; N6-(1,2-dicarboxyethyl)AMP AMP-lyase (fumarate-forming) activity
Source: RefSeq, a predicted model, not a curated record